AUGACAUUAAACCAUCUUCAAGCUCGUGCAUAUGAAUUCCUACUGGUUAAAAAGACGGGCGUGCAGCAGAAUGUUGGACUCAUUCAGUUUAACCGCCCCAGAGCACUAAAUGCUUUGUGUGUUGAACUGAUGAAGGAAGUUAAUGAAGCGCUGGACGUUUUCGAAUCAGAUGAUAUCGUUAAAAGCAUUGUUAUCACUGGCAGUGAAAAGGCAUUUGCCGCCGGCGCAGAUAUCAAAGAGAUGCACGGUCGUCCUUAUUCGGAGGUGUAUCGCACCAAUUUUCUGUCAUCCUGGAAUCGCGUCGCUCUGCAUCGCAAACCAAUCAUCGCUGCUGUCUGCGGUUACGCUCUCGGUGGCGGAUGCGAACUGGCCAUGAUGUGCGACAUCAUAUAUGCCAGUGACACUGCCAAAUUCGGACAGCCAGAGAUCAAACUAGGCACUAUUCCUGGCGCCGGCGGGACUCAGCGGCUGAUUCGCGCCAUUGGUAAAUCCCGGGCUAUGGAAUUAAUCCUUACAGGGGACACGUUCACUGCACAAGAGGCUGCUGCGGCCGGUUUGGUCAGCCGCGUUUUCCCUGCUGCUGAUGUCCUACCGAAGGCUAUCGAACUAGGUGACAAAAUUGGCCGAUUCUCUGGCCUGGCCGUCCAAGCUGCCAAGGAAGCCAUCAACGCUUGCAAGAAGUAA
Dicrocoelium dendriticum is the source of this 684-nucleotide messenger RNA. The record is from the annotation of a GenBank genome assembly. NCBI's taxonomy places the organism in Eukaryota, Metazoa, Platyhelminthes, Trematoda, Plagiorchiida, Dicrocoeliidae.